Brachypodium distachyon (stiff brome) is the source of this 1543-nucleotide messenger RNA. Its product is annotated as glutathione S-transferase 4. The coding region runs from base 73 to 747 and encodes 224 amino acids. NCBI's taxonomy places the organism in Eukaryota, Viridiplantae, Streptophyta, Magnoliopsida, Poales, Poaceae. Gene Ontology annotation, cellular component: cytoplasm. Gene Ontology annotation, molecular function: glutathione transferase activity; glutathione binding. The transcript is spliced from 5 exons. The record is from RefSeq and is a predicted model, not a curated record.
AUAUUUGUCCUACGUAUAUAAACGUAGACAUACACAGCAAACCCAGAUCAUUGUAAAAGCUAGGCGAACGAAAUGGCGCCGAUAAAGGUGUACGGGUGGGCGAUGUCGCCAUGGAUGUCGCGGACCCUUGUGUGCCUGGAGGAGGCCAAUGCGGAUUACGAGAUUGUGCCCAUGAGCAGGAGCGCCGGCGACCACCGACUGCCGGAGUACCUCGCCAUAAACCCCUUCGGUGAGAUCCCAGCACUGGAGGAUGGUGAUCUGACGCUCUUUCAAUCGCGUGCCAUCUCAAGAUACAUUCUCCGCAAGUUCAAACCAGAGUUUUUGCGAGAAGGCAACCUCAGAGAAUCCGCAAUGGUGGACGCAUGGGUUGACGUGCAAGCCCACAAGCUCGAGCCCAUCUUACGUCCCAUCGUGUUUAACUGCAUCAUUAACCAGCUCGUCGGGAACGACCGCGACCAGGAUGUGGUCGAUGACAGCAUCGAGAAGCUGAAGAAGCUGCUGGAGGUGUACGAGGCGAGGUUGUCGAGCAGCAAGUAUCUGGCCGGGGAUUUUCUCAGCUUCGCGGAAUUCACCCAUUUCGCCUUCAUGCGAUACUUCAUGGUGACUGAGUACUACGCGGAUGUGGUUGACGCGUAUCCCCACUUCAAGGCAUGGUGGGAGGCGUUGUUGUCGAGGCCGUCGGUCAAGAAGGUCAUGGCCGGCAUGCCUCCAGAUUUUGGGGUAGGAAGUGGGAAGAUACCAUCAUAAGAGAAAAGACAAAAGAAACAUAACUUAUCUCUAUAUAUUUUGAAUACUUUGGUUCCAUACUUGGUCUACUCUACUCAAGACGCAGAACCGCCAACUAAUAUGUUUAAUGGCAUGUAACAACUUGGAGCAAGGUAAGAGAUCUUUUCAUCAGUCAUGGGUGGCGGUCUAACUUUUGGUUUGAUAUGCUUAGAGUUGUUUCGUUCUUGCAGUUCACGGAUCAGAUAGAGAAGAUAAAGAUCAACCCGUGAAAUAUAGCUAACGGAAAGCGCCUAUGCAUUAUGUCUAUUAUUAGACCAUCAUACAACUCGGCUGAAAACAUGUGUAACCAUCUCCAAAUAGUUGCCGCCAGAAACCUUAUGCUCUCGCUGAUCCAUGGGAAGCCAUGACCACAAAUGAAUCAAGUGCGUGGCCUUGUAGAUAACGCUCGAAAAACGAGCAACACUAGUCUUGUCAAAAAAAAAUCUGCAAAUCCAGAUAGUCAGCAAAAGAGGCUGAAACGUGCACACGGAUUUAAGCUUUUUCUUUUAGCUUAUCCCGUUCAACUAGUCCCAAAAUAUAUUUGACAUUAAUAGAUGGGGGUAGAUUAGAAUUUAUAUGAACUACAUGCCAAACAAGAUGAGCAAAAAGACAUGAGAGGGACAAUAUUGUAUAGACUCUUUUUAGGGAUAAAUUUUGCUUGGUAUUUAUGUUGUGCGGUGGUGCUUACUAAAGAUAAUUUGGUCAAACGAAAUUGAGGUGCUAGCAAGAAAUGUGUUUUUUGUGAUCAAGAUGAGACCAGCCAACAUUUAUUUUUUCA